AUGUCCUCUCCUCCUUCAUCUCCACAUAAACCACCGCCGUCGUCAGCCUCCAGUCCAUCUUCUUCCCUCCCAAAGCUUCGAUUCUUCCUCUUCCUCUUCCUCGUCCUUCCCGCCAUCAUCCUCAUCCUCGCCCUCCUCCCCCCCUCCGCAGGCGCCACAACGGCUUCUCUAUCGCUCUCCAUCGCCCGCCUCGUCCACCACCCCGGACAACAGCUAUCCUCCCUCGUCCGCCAAACUCGAUUCUUCUCCCUCACCACCACCACCACCACCACCACCACCACCACCACCACAGCCGCAACCAUGCGUCUGGACAAGUACGAAAAGGAGCUGCAAAUCGCCCAGCUCGCCGUCCAGCGCGCCUCCAUCCUCACCAAGCGCGUCUUCCACGAAAAGGCCAAGGGAACCGUCGACAAGAACGACAAGUCCCCCGUCACAAUCGGCGACUUUGGCGCGCAGGCGCUCAUCAUCGCCGCCCUGCAGCACAACUUCCCGGACGAUGCCAUUGUCGCCGAGGAGGAGUCUGCGAAGCUCAAGGAGGAUGCGAACCUGAGAGCCACGGUUUGGGACUUGGUCAAGGAUACCAAGCUGGACGAUGCUGCUGCCGAAACGCUGCUCGGCGGACCGGUCAAGGAUGUCGAUGCCAUGGUUGAGCUCAUCGACAAGGGAAACAGCCCGGGCGGCUCUCAGGGACGCAUCUGGGCCAUUGAUCCUAUCGACGGCACAAAGGGCUUCCUCCGCGGAGGCCAGUAUGCCGUUUGCCUCGCCCUCAUGGUCGACGGCGACGUCAAAGUCGGUGCCCUCGGAUGCCCCAACCUCCCCAUCGACGACUCUGCCCGUCUCACCUCCGGCAUUGGCGAGAACCAGACCGACGAGGGCCACGGCGUGCUCUUCUCCGCUGUCCAAGGCCACGGCGCCACGAGCCGCCCACUCGCGACGGUCAAUCUCCAUGUCGAGGCCGGCACGCCCAUUUCCAUGCGCGCCAUUGAUGAUUUGACAAAGGCCAACUUUUGCGAGAGCGUCGAAGCUGGGCACUCGUCCCACGGCGACCAGGCCGCCAUCUCACAGAAGCUGGGAAUCACCGCGCAGAGCGUCCGCAUGGACAGCCAGGCCAAGUACGGCUCCAUUGCCCGUGGCGCAGGCGACAUCUACCUGCGCCUCCCCGUGAGCGCGACGUAUCAGGAGAAGAUCUGGGACCACGCUGCUGGCGAUCUCAUUGUGAGGGAAUCGGGCGGCCAGGUUACGGAUAUUCACGGCAAGAGGCUGGACUUUGGCAUCGGACGGACGCUCGCUGGCAACAAGGGUGUUGUCGCGGCGCCGUUGGCGGUGCAUGGAAAGGUGUUGGAAGCGGUGCAGGAGGUUUUGAGUGCCAAGUUGUAA
Molecule: messenger RNA, 1377 nt
Organism: Trichoderma aggressivum f. europaeum
Lineage: Eukaryota; Fungi; Ascomycota; Sordariomycetes; Hypocreales; Hypocreaceae
Exons: 1
Coding region: 1-1377 (458 amino acids)
Biological process (GO): sulfate assimilation; phosphatidylinositol phosphate biosynthetic process
Molecular function (GO): 3'(2'),5'-bisphosphate nucleotidase activity
Source: RefSeq, a predicted model, not a curated record